Molecule: messenger RNA, 2893 nt
Organism: Brassica rapa (field mustard)
Lineage: Eukaryota; Viridiplantae; Streptophyta; Magnoliopsida; Brassicales; Brassicaceae
Source: RefSeq, a predicted model, not a curated record
AAUAUUUUUUAAAUAUAUGGAUAUAUAUAUAAUAUGUAUAUAAUGGACUGUAUCAGAUAAUUUAAAUUUUUAGUAUUUGUGACUUUUUUCGUUUUUUACAGAUAUUGCAUAUUAGUAAUUAGCUAUUUGGUUUGAUUCAUAAAAUUAUGGAUAUUCAGACUUUUCUGUUUAUAUCGAAAUGAAUAAUGAAUCAGAUAAAAAAAAUUAUAAAUAUUUUGCCUACCCCGAUAGAUCCUCGUUUGGUGUUCUUUUAUUGUUGUUAAUCGUUAUGUUCGUUCUUUUUAUCGCGGCUAAUUCCUCUAGCAUAAGGUUUUCUUCUCCCUCGUUAUUUUCAUCCUCGUUUGGUGUUCUUUAAAUGGUUGUUAAUCGUUAUUUUUAUCUCGUUAUUCGCCGCAAAUUUCUCUGGCAUUAUAUUUUCUUCUUCCUUGGGUGUAUGCUUGUAUGGUUCAUCUUUUGAGCUUAGUAGUGUCGUGUCUACUUCUUGGUGGUCAUUGUUGUCAACUUCAAUUUUGCAGUUUCGUCAAAACUUGUUCGGUAUAAAACGUCUAGUUUUGUGUAAGUUUCCCUUGUUUGGAUUGUAUCUCGUGUGUUUGUGUAAGUUUCCCUUGUUUGGAUUGUAUCUCGUGUGUUUAGCCGUUUGACUCUAGUGUCGAUACUUCACGACAGCCGUUUGUAUUCUAUUUUGUUUUUAUAAGUUUCCCUUUAUUAGUUUUAUGUUAUCAGAUGACGGAAAAUAAAUGUUAAAUUGGAAAACCAAUUGCUUAAAAUAUUUAAUUCCACCAUACAACAAAUGAUUAAGUUUGAGAAAGUGGUGUAAAAAAGGAAUAAACAUGACCUAAUAUUUCUUUAAACCACAGCCUGUAGAGUCGUUUUCAAAGUGACAUAGGAAUCAUAAAAAGCUUAUAUUUGUCCCACAUAUUUGGAUCUAUGGGGCACAAAGACAAUAUGUUAAACGCAUUGGUCACCAUCAAUGGAUCCAUGGGGCUCAAAGACAAUAGAUUAAAUGCAUUGGUCACCAUCAAUGUAUAUAGCAUAUGAUAUCAUCAUGUGAUUUAAAAGGCACCUUCCUCCCACUUGAAUAAAACUCACAUGUUUGAGUUCUAUGCUUUAUCUUUCUUUAGUGUACUUUGAAAUGUGAUUCACUUGUUAUGCAUUAUCUUUGACAAUCUCCAUUAUCACUCGAUGAAAAGUAUCCAGCACUACUUAUCAACGAUCAAUGAGACAUUAUCUAUUAUAUUUAACAAAGAACAGACAUUAUCUUAAAGAAUCAUUCAACUGCACAAUAACCCAAUCACAAACAAUAUACUAAAAGGGAGAACAUUCCAAUUUUGUUAAACUAACCAAGUGCCAAGUGAUUAUGGUUUUAGUUAGGUAAUCUUACAAUAGCAAGUCAAUUCACUAAGAAUGGUACUUAGCAUAAUAUCAUUUAGUAUUGGAGAAUAUUAUAGAAGCCAAAUGAAAUAUUCGAAAGUUACUUAACAAACAAAAAGCAGUAGAUAAACCGCUUUGGACUAAAUAUAGACUAGUUAGUUUAGAUCUCGUUAUAAUCCAACUCUAAAGCCUAUAUACAUCUUCCCCUGGAAUCGUGUCAACAACACAACCCUAUCUUUAGAAGGGGGAAUAACAAAACAAAUCAUCUUUUUAAAAUUAUCUAUCAGCCCCACAUAUUACACAGUUUCUAAAUCUCACCCUUAAAAAGAUUUUUUUUGAAUAAAACUACACUAUCUGUCUCAGUUAGCUAUUCAUAUAUGCAUUAUCUAGGCUCAUUUUGAAAUUUUAUUGUUAUUUAUAUUCCAAUUAAGGAUAAGUAAACAGUUAAUUUUGGAUGUACUUGAUUAAUUCAAUAAUAUUGGGGCUAAAUUCAAAAUUAGAGCUAAAAUACAUGGGCCAUAGCCAAGUCUCCACCCAAUAAAAAGACGAAACGAGACUUUCCUUGUCGUCAAAGUCUUCUAUAAAAAGUAACAUUCAUUAGGCUAAACACAAACAACACGAAGAUCCCAAGAAACGAGAGAAAGAAGACAAAGAAGAAGAAGAAAUGAAGUUGGUUUGGUCUCCGGAGACUGCAUCUAAGGCUUACUUAGACACCGUUAAAUCGUGCGAGAAUCUUGAAACACCUGACGCGGCGGAGCUAAUAUCAGCGAUGGCGGCCGGAUGGAACGCGAAGCUAAUCGUCGAGACAUGGUCAUACGGAGACGCAAUAGCCUCGAGUAUCGGCUUAAACGUCGCGAGCCAACACGCAAACGCGAAACACGUAUGCAUCGUACAAAACGCAAGAUCGGAAUCAGCUUAUCUCCAAGCCAUCCAAGAAUCUUCAUCUCCCUUGAACUUACCGAAGACGAUCAUCGCCGAAGAGCCCGAGAUGGCGAUGAAGGAGAUACAAGGGAUAGAUUUCUUGGUCGUGGACUGGCGGAACAAGGAGUUUGCAGCGGGUGCGUUGAGGAACGCUGCGUUUGGAAGCAGAGGAGCGGUUGUGGUUUGUAGAAACGGGUAUUCGAGAAGCUCUUCGGGUUUUAGCUGGAGAAGGGCUUUGAGAGAGAGGGAAGUUGUUAGAACGGUGACUCUUCCGGUCACCGGAGGUAUUGAGAUUGCUCAUGUGGCGGCUAGGAACUCGGGGAAGAUUGAGAAGAGUAAGAGGAGAUGGAUCACACAUAUUGAUCAGAGGUCAGGAGAAGAACAUGUAUUUAGUAUCUAGAGAGUAAACUUUUAUGAGUUGUGAGAAGUGUGUUAUUUGGAUUCUUGUAUAUCACUUUGUACAUAAGACUCCAUAGAUGCUGUUGUAUCAUACUUGUUUUAGAUCUCAGCAACAACCAAUGAUAUAUAAAAAACGUUACAUUGGUUGAAAGAUUGAGCAAGACUGUAAAAUCUUUGUUUGUAUCUUAUCAGUUUCACUCUC